Molecule: messenger RNA, 1302 nt
Organism: Elaeis guineensis (African oil palm)
Lineage: Eukaryota; Viridiplantae; Streptophyta; Magnoliopsida; Arecales; Arecaceae
Biological process (GO): protein folding; positive regulation of ATP-dependent activity
Cellular component (GO): cytosol
Molecular function (GO): protein-folding chaperone binding; ATPase activator activity
Source: RefSeq, a predicted model, not a curated record
GGAGUUCGUUGCGAAGGCAAGCUAGAAGAAGGUAUCCGAACACUGGCGAAGCUUCCGGAAAUCUCCGGACCGUCUCUCUCCGGUCAACCGUCGCCGAAACAAAAAGCAAUCCCCCUUGCCACCGACCUUCCGUCUUGCUCUCGUCCCCAACUUUGUCGGACUCGACUCCACGCGCCUCUCGCCCUUUUGCUCUCGCUCUCUCCCCGAAAGGAUUCCGUCUCCUUCCUUCGUCGCCUCUCGUCUGAUCGGAUCCUCCGCAGAGGAGAGAGAGGGAUCUCUGCUCGUUUCUUCCCUUUCAGAGGUCUCCUUGUUUUUUUUUUUUUGCGAAUCCGAUUAUCCUAACCAACCGCCAAAAGGCUCUCUCUUUCUCUCCCUCUCCCUCCCUUCCUCCCUCCCCGACGAGUAGGAGAUCAGCAUCAUCACCCAUUAUUACUUGUUAGCUAUUAUUCUUAACCGUCGAUGGAAGGGGAGGGGGUGCCCGAGAAGCAGCAGCAGACGUCGUACACCUACUGGGUAAGGGAGGCGAGGGAGGAUGCAGCCCCCCUUCCCGUCCCUCGCAAGCUCUCCGCCGACGACAUCUCCAAGCAAACCCAGUCCACCACUUUGGGCUCCGUCUGGAAUCAGGCUGGAACUUGGGAGGAGAGGAACCUUAAUUCAUGGGCGAGCAGUCGAAUAAAGGAGUUGCUUAGCUCUUUGGGUUCGUUGGAGUUUUCCGGUGGUAAAGCAUCCAUCGAUGAAGUGUCAAAAUGCUUAGGCGAUGCAUUCUUGGUCACUGUGCGUAACAAGAAGAGAGUGGGCUACACCUAUGAGUUGACUCUGAAAUUUGAAGGGGAAUGGUUAAUCCAGGAGGAGGAGAAGAAGAUCAAAGGUCACCUGGAUAUUCCUGAAUUUUCAUUUGGUGAGCUUGACGACUUGCAGAUUGAGGUGAGGCUCAGUGAAGAGAAGGGCCUUGCGGCGGAAGAUAGAAUGCAGAUCUGCAAGGAUCUGAGGUUGUUUCUGACAGCUAUACGCCGGCAAUUACUAAAGUUUGAAGAAGAGCUGAAAGAUAGAUAAAAAGACGGGAGGCCUCUUUGGCUGUGUUGGUCUUUUUGCUGCCAUCACUGCUGAUGCCUGCUCUUAUAUUCAUGUGUGAUUUCUUGUUGACAAUGAAAGCUUGUCAUUUUUCUGAUCUUGUGCUCAUGAUAUGCCAAGUCCUUGUAUUUAUGAAAUUUCAUAUUAUGUGUUUGUCUGCUAGCUGUAGUUCCCCUAGUUUCUCCAACUGAAAGGUUGCUUCAAUUAAAAUGUUUUCUUGAUGAUUGUGAA